Messenger RNA from Phytophthora sojae, 1524 nucleotides. RefSeq lists its product as hypothetical. The record is from RefSeq and is a predicted model, not a curated record. The coding region runs from base 1 to 1524 and encodes 507 amino acids. NCBI's taxonomy places the organism in Eukaryota, Oomycota, Peronosporomycetes, Peronosporales, Peronosporaceae. The transcript is spliced from 4 exons.
AUGGAGCCCAUUGGAGCCGUAUACAGAUUCUACCUUAAUGAGUGGCACAAGGUUAUGGUUCCUACUGGUUUGAGUCCAUUGGAAGCAUACACGGUUCCUGGGUUUGAGGGGCUCCAAGAAUUGCCGUCUGCAAACACACCCUUCGGUGAGAUGAACGAUUUGCUUGAAACGACAUUUAUGCGGGGCCUGAUAUUCAACAAGACAACAUUCACGACAGAUGAAGCGUACCAACUCGAGGAACUAUUUAUCCGAGACGUUUACGUUUAUGCCGAAGCUAUGUCCGCUGAAGCAGUCAAAGCUGGUGAUACUGCAUUUGUUUCAGCGAUGAAAAGCCUCCGGGACGACUCGGUGGGUUUUCUUCUGGCCAACGAUAUUCGCGAUGCUCCAAGCGACACCGACGCCACUCAGCACAUUCAACAGUUCAUGAUCAACUACUUCGACGCGGUGACCCAGUGGACGACUGUCAUGAAGAUCACCACGUCCGAGAUAAAGAUUGAGUACGCCAUGUUCAACAUUUCCUGCAAUCUUAAUUUCACAUCCGUGACUGUGACUGUCCCUCAGGACCGCGGUCAAUUGUACCGCAUUCUUGACGAAGUAAAUGGAGAACUGGUUGAGCAGGAUACCGCCUGGUCAGGAUCAGGAGGUGGAUUCCUGUCGCCCGAGAGUGUGCCUCCAGAACCUGCAGCAUCCAGAAUCGUGGAUACGUCCCAGAACCUCGGGCUAUCCCACUUGGUAUUCGGUUUUGGGCGACGUAUCGAGGGAGACUCACUGGAGGAAUUAUACCUGCCUGGCGACAAGAGUAUCAAGCUUCGCAAGGCUGUUUUACGGAAACCCCGCGACUCUCACGUUAUGACCAUGGGCCGGCUCGGAGUUAGGAUUAAAGACCUCUCGGCAAAGUUUGGUGCUCAAUGCAAUUACACACAUACGGCGGAAAUACCCGCCUUCAGUCUCGUGAAUAACUCAGCUCAGCCUACUCGACUGGUCUCACGGUAUACGUAUGGCCAGCGCGUGGAAUACGAAAUUCUUCACGAAUACAAUUUCCCCGUCUUCAAUUACUCCUAUCAAAUGGACGAGAACUGCUCGGCGGCAAUCGAUAACUACCACGUGGACUCAUCGUACAACUACAUCUACCAAGAACACCCACUUCAACUGACGUACACAGCUGCACUCUUCCAGCUAUUCCAGAAUGCCAGAUUACUCGAUCCAUUGCCAGCCGACAAGUGCGACUCUCUUGCGUUCCAGGGCAAUCAAGAGCUUUUUGAUGUGGCGAUCACGCUACCAGUGGCUCUAUUUGCACUUGCGUGUUUUGGCUGCCUCAUAACGAUGAUCCUUAUCGUGCGAACUUUUCAAACCAGAGAUCGGAUCGAUCCGCGCCUCCUGCGUCAGCCCACCGCAGUGUUGCAAGCGCAUUUGAACGGCACCGAUUUUCCUCGACAACUGCUCUCGUUGGGUGUGCAAACACGCCCCGGAGAAUCAGAGCUGCCAUUGGAUACGCUUCAGCAUCAAACUUCAUUUUCCGUUUAA